CUUCAGUAAACCUUGUUCAUGCAUUUUGUGAGCUGCCAGAGUGAAGUUUAUAUCCAUCGGGAAGGCCCGCUCCUGAAAUUUAUUCUGCUCUUAGCGCCAAGUCAAUUAUUCCACAACCCAAAUCCACCCCAACACACCUACAAUCCCACUUUCUUUUUCGGUAUUCAAGACAACACUACCCACCCAGGUCAUGUGAUACCCCCAGCGGGUACUCAUCACAAUGACCACCUACGUAUAUCCCAGCGCCUUCAGUCCGUUGACCUCUCAGCUUGGUGUGAGCGUCGGAGCCGGGGCCGCAGGAGCCAUCACAUCAGCCAACGACGAAGCCACGACUUCGUCAAAGUCUGCCAAGGACGCCAGCUUCGCGACCUUCAUCUGCCACACUGCCUACCUCGAGGGGCAGCUACGAAAGGGCGACCAGUCUGCAUUCUUUGCAGCUGGUGGGAAGCAAAUUGUUAAUCGUAAGAGGAUUGGAGAGGGCGCUUCGUUCCUCGUCGACCGGGCCGAAUUGCAAAGCAACACCGAGACAGACGGCAGCCAAGGCCCCAAGUACGUCGCGGUAAAGACGGCCAAAGAACCGACUGCCGACGCCGAAAGCAGUGGAAGAUGGCGCGAUAUUUUGUUCGAGAUACGCGCCCUGCUGCACGAGCCCCUCCGCUACCACCCAAACAUUGUUCACCUUCUCGACAUUCGCUGGGACGGCAGCGAGACAGGCUCUCCCUUCCCGACGCUGGUGGUUGAAUAUGCCGAGUCCGGGACCCUGCUCAGUCUGCAGAGAUCACAUUCCCAGCAUCCCCUCCCCUUCUCCAUCAAACAGAAGCUAUGCUACGAUGUCGGCAGAGGGCUGUCGAUCCUUCACGCGUGCGGUAUCGUCCACGGUGACCUGAAGCACGAAAACGUGCUCAUAUUCGCGAACCGCAAUCAAAACCCUCCCGGCCAGCCUUACACGGCCAAGCUUGCCGAUUUCGGUGGCACCGUGAUGGACAUGGUGGACGACGACGGGCGCGAGAUGCAGGGCCACCGGCUGCGCGUCAGCACGUUUCCCUACGAGGCGCCCGAGGUCGGCAGGCAGCUGUCCACCGACGGGGCCAAGAAGACGGACGCAUACUCGUACGGCAUGCUCAUCUGGCGCUGCAUGCUCGACUGCGCCGACAUGUUCCUUCUGAGCGGCCUGCAGCUGCCCAAGGGCCGACCCGAGGAGGCAGAGCUGGAGAGGAUGAACGAGUACAAGCGGUCGGAUCAGGUGCUGGAGUGGGCCAUGUCUACGAUUUCGGAACAUUUUAUCAGAAAGACAAUACCGGCGGCGAGCUUGCAGUUGGUCAUGGCCGCCCUCAUGUUCACCCUCCGCGGGGACCCGGGGCAGCGGGCCUUGGAUCGGGCGCAGGCGCGCAUGAGGGGUAUGACGGCGAAUUUGGGCUAUUCUUAUACCCUGGUCAAGGACGAGGCCAACAGGAGGACGACAGAGAGUGAGCGUUACAGGACCCCGGGCAGCCAUGGAUUGACGGUGGAUACGGUGGGUUAUGGGCUUGGAAGAUUGGGGGACGAGUACGACGCGCAGAACAACUUGCCCGGUUACCGGCCCGACCUACCUCAUCCUGAAAGAGGUGGCUUCCACUUUGAUCCGCUGACUCUACGCGGUCUGCUCGACUGGGAUCAACAAGUGGCCAUGCUGGACGAGUUCAAGGCCGCCGCCGAGGGGGGAGCCCAAGCAACAGUAACAAGCCUACAGCCCUGGACGGCCGCAUUCUUCCUGUACCAGUGUUACAUUGUCGGAUUCGGUACCCAAAUAAACGCACAAGAGGCCUGCAGGUGGCUGUCCAAGGCAGCCGACCCUCCCGAAGAGAUUGCCGGCGUGGACUACCUGGCGAGAGCAUGGCUCACGCGCGUAUACUCGGCGCUCGGCGUCGACAUCCCCCUCAGCCCCGCACAGCAAAAGGAAAACCUCUGGUGGAGCGUCAUCCGAGGUCACCGGCUGUGCUCUGUCGACCUGCGCGCCCUUGCUAUGCAAUACCCGCAAGAAGCCGCUCGAGAAGACUGGUUGGGAUCUUUGGAAGAGGCCGAGUGGAACUUCAAGACGAGAACCGGUGCGACUGGCAUGCCAUUUUUCAUCCGACGAAAGCUGUCACGAGCUUGGUCCGUUGACGGAGACAUGGCGGCGCUCGACAACGAGAUCAGGAUGGACCUAGGCAGCCAGUACGACUCUUGCGUCAGACAGUCAGCAGGCGAGAACGGCCAAGAGGCCGGGGACGACCAGGAGAAGCGCUUUGACAAGAUCUACGUCAACCACAAAGGCCACGGUCUUCUUCACCUCGCGGCAGCGUAUGGAUCCGAGGCUGCCCUCCGCCACAUGCUCCACAAGUACGACUGCAGCAUUGAUCUGCGUAACCAGUCCCACAGCGAGACGCCGCUCCUCUGUGCCGUCAAGGCCGGAAACCCACAGUGCGUCGAGCUUCUCCUCGACCGUGGCGCCCUGCCAGAUGGCCACAAGCCCGGCAGCGAGGGCUUGGUGGAGGAAACCCCGCUGCACUGGCUGUCGAGCUUUGGUGAAACCAGAGACGAGGAGGAAUACAUGCACCGCUUGAUCGACAGGCUGCAAGCGGCCGGGGCGGACAUUGAGAAGGUCACGGGCGGGGGCAGACCCGAGGUCAGGGGCAUCAUCGCGGACUGGGAGAAUAGCCUCGGCAUCCCGCUCACGCCUCUUGGACGUGCGGUCCUGCAUCAAAGCCAUGCGGCUGUUCGGAGGCUCUUGGCACAUGGCGCCGACCCUCUCGGCAGGAGCAGCAAGACGGCGGCCAGGUCUCCACUGGAGCUGGCUGCCGUAUUGACACUGCCUGACAUGCUGGAGCUUCUUCUCAAGGCGGUCGACGAGCGCGACUUGGACGACGAUGUUGACAAGCCCAUUGUCUGGGACGAGAACGAAAUGCUCGAGGCGGCGCACAGCGGUGCCGUCACGGGCUAUGACCCCCUGACGCUGCAGAGCAGACUCGUGCGCUGCGGGUCAAACUACAAGGUUUGGCUUCGACGGACGCUACAGAUGCUGCGAGAUCGAAGGCGCCAUCAGGAAGGAGCCGCAGGGAAGGCUCUUGUUGCAGACUCCAGCGGAGGUGCGAGCCUCUGCCGUGAAAUCAAGCUUGGAAACUCAGACAUUGUCGAAGCACUCCUCAACAUCGGCCAUCCGGUAGAAGGGACGCCGGGUUCGCGGCCGAUAGAGGCUGCCAUCCUGUCGAAUAACGGCACCGCGUAUGAUAUUCUCACCACGAACCUUUCCCCACUGAGCUUCCCGGAGAACGAAAACAAGACUCUACUGCAGCUGUUUGCUUCCAGGCCAAGAACAGCACCACGCGACACCGCCAUCGCCGAGCAUCUCAUAGCCAGCGGCGUUUCCGUUGAGCCUCAUCCCCAAAGCAGCCUUCCUGGAGCCUUAAGCCUUGCCAUCUAUAGGCGGUACUUUGACCUCGCAGACCUGCUGAUUGCACACGGCGCAGGAUCAGAGCUCAACUCUUACUACACACCACCAAGCACAACCGACACGGACCAAGUCUCUCUGCUGGGGGCGCUCCUCAAACAACACAGCUUUGCAACGCUAGAUUCCAUCUCGUACCUGGCGCGCAUCCACAGCGCUGGCAAAGUCAGCAUCAGCCCGCUGGUCAACCGGACGUGCAACCUCACCGCCGUCCACAUGCUAUGCCUGCAGCCGGCAGAGGAAUGGAACAGCCACUCGCAGAUCUCGGACUGCAUAGUCCAGAAGAUCAUCGAAAUGUUUCCAGACAAGGAAAGCCUGGGAGAGCACGCGGCGCACCCCAAACUCGGCACCCCUCUCAACGCCGCCAUCGUCGCCGCCAACACGCCCAUGGUCACCGCGCUCCUGGAUUCGGACCACGUCGCCGCCGUCGACGCGCCCGAGCAGCCCAGCCAGCUCGACUGCGACGGCGCCUCGCCCCUCAGCCCCCGCGUCCUCGCCACCUUGCUCGCCCAGCGCUCCAUGGCCGACUUUGAAGCCGCCCUGGCCGCCUCGACGGCCCCGCCAGCGCACGAGCUCGACAAGCUGAAGCGCCGGUUCGACAUUGCAGGCAUGCUCGCCGUGCCGCCGGGCCAGGCCCCGCCCGACGCGCCCGCCGGCCUCGUCUUCCGGCACCCGAUCGAGUACGACGCCAAGCUGCGGCGCUACGAGCUGGAGCUGGCGUCUGUCGGGGCAGCGAGGCCCGCCGAUCUCCACGUGCCGAUUGUGGGGAUGCGGUCGCUGGGCCUGGACGAGCAGCAGCAGCAGCAGGGUGGGAGUUUGGGCGGUGAAGGUGGCAGCGGCAGCACGACUAGAGAUCCGAAUCUGCCCGUUGACCUGUCCGUGCUGACGGAGGAGCAGCCGACCGGGUGGCACGAGGGCGUCGAGAUGACGCAGCUCAUGGCCCUCAGGGUCUUUCUCAAGACCUUUCGCGGCUCCGAGGCUGGAAGGCUGGGGCUCGAUGGGACGAAUGCAUUGAUGAACCAGACUUAUAAUAGGAACAGGGCUGGCGCUGCAGAUGGUAGCUGAUUUAGGAUUUAUAUAAGGGGUUCUUGUUCUGGGACUGUCAGGGAGACGUUGGAGUGUUUGAACAGAGAAGAAUUGUUUCUUGUUCUGAUGCAUUGUCUUUCACGUCAUUUUAAAUCUCUCGAUCUCUCGGUCUUUUGAGACGAGCGCGCUUGUCAACACACUACACUAAAUAUGUGCUCUAUCUAUAUGGCGAAGAUUUAGGUGCCUUGUCGCGGGUCCUGGGAUACUGUAUUGCAGUCGGUAAUUUAUAGCUACGUGUGUUCGGGUUGCAAAUACUCUCCUGGAAGAUUAGCUCUCUACAUUCGAUUUUCCAUAGAUUAUGCCUAGCUAGAUAUAGCCACGAGUUACAUCCAAAGCGAUCAAGAGUGUCGUCAUUAUGUAGAGUUUAUCACGCCCAUGACAAAUGAUUUCGCCAUGGUCCC
Molecule: messenger RNA, 4950 nt
Organism: Pyricularia oryzae 70-15
Lineage: Eukaryota; Fungi; Ascomycota; Sordariomycetes; Magnaporthales; Pyriculariaceae
Product: serine/threonine protein kinase
Exons: 1
Coding region: 221-4528 (1435 amino acids)
Biological process (GO): peptidyl-serine phosphorylation; peptidyl-threonine phosphorylation
Molecular function (GO): protein serine/threonine kinase activity; ATP binding; protein binding
Source: RefSeq, a predicted model, not a curated record